UUAGUUACAGAAGUUUCUUUUAACAAAAUUUAAGAAAAACCAAUAGGUGUAACUAAUGGAGAAGAGUCGACGACUCUCCCCAAUUUGUUACACCGAUUAGUUUUAAUUUCUCAAGUUAUCUUAAAUAAUGAACGUUAAACCUUCAGUCUGUUAAAUUAAUUACAUGGUAUCAUAAUGAUAUAUUGAAUACCUGCUGUUACGAGCCGUGUUAAAAUUCUUAUUUAUAUUAUUAUAAAAAGUAUAAAAGGGUCUAAAAAGGACGAACCAAGAAAAUAUUUCAGAUAUGAAUCCAGAAAUGCAUAAUUUUAUAAUGAAUGAGGUGUGAUAUUUCAUUCAAUAAAAUUGGUUUAGUAGUUUAGUGGAACAUACGAGCAUACAUAUAUACAUAGACUGCCAAAAUCAUUACCCUUCUAUUUAGAAUCGCCGUAGUUAAGUAAAAAUUAAGUAUGAAUUUGAAAGCCUAGACCAAUAGUUCAAACGUACUACUUACUCACUACACAUUUUGAUAAACACUGAUAAGUUUAAUGCUAUACUCGUGCCAGCGGAAAACACGAGAUGACCGAUCCAAUUACUAAGACAAGUGUCCUGAAGAUUUCACAUUUUACGAAAUGUGUGUGGCGCGCUAACAACAGCGCACAGCGUUAAUAGUGAAAAAUAAUAAUAAAAAACUAAAAUGACUAAAGAUCAUCAGAAAAGUAACGUGGAUGCUGAAUCACAGAGCAAAAACAGUGCAGACAGUAAAACAGAGGAAGUAGUACAGAAGCCUCUAAGCCUUGACGAUGUAUUAACGAAUGAGCUGGGACAGUUUGGCUGGUUCCAAUUACGAAACAUUCUUCUUGUUGCUAUCCCCAUUUUGAUGUCUGCUUUCCCGAACGAAUAUGUGUUUUCUGCAGCUGCUACACCUCACAGAUGCCGUAUUCCAGAAUGUGGUGAAGUUAGCAAGUCGCAUAAAUAUGAUCCGGAGUGGAUCAUGAAUGCUGUACCAUCGACAAAUAAAGGACUUGACAGUUGUAAGAGAUUCCUUCCAUUGGAUGUCGAUAGUAACGGAACUUUGGAUUACUGUCCUGCUACUCUAUUUAAUAACACUGCAAAAGUUGCUUGUGACGGAUUUGUAUACACUAAAAACAACACAGUUGUAUAUGAAUUCGAUCUUGGGUGUCAAGAAUGGUUGCGAGCUCUAGCGGGAACAUUAAAUAGUAUAGGUACCUUGCUGGUACUACCUAUAACUGGCUUCAUUUCGGAUCGCUACGGCCGAAGGUUUGCUCUCAUCAUCAGCGUCCUCAACCUGGGCACCAUUGGUCUAAUCCGUGCAUUCUCCGUCAAUUACACAAUGUACUUGAUACUUCAAAUUCUGCAGACGACCCUUGGAGCUGGUACUUACAGCAGUGCUUACAUUUUUGUUACUGAGUUAGUUGGACCCAAAUAUCGAGUAGUCACAAGUGCUACGUCUUCCUCACUGUUCGGGCUAGGCCAGGUGGUCCUCGGAAGUAUAGCCUGGCUAAUAACACCAUGGCGAAAUUUGCUAAUGGCUCUGCAUAUCCCUUGCUACAUUAUCAUAUCAUAUUUCUGGAUACUCUCAGAAAGUCUAAGAUGGCUUCUAUCGAAGAACAAGCACACGGAAGCUAAAGAAGUUUUACUGACGAUAGCGAGAGUAAACAAAAAGAAUAUCAGUGAGAAAUCAUUAAACGCUCUCUUGAAUAAAAAUGAACCCAAUGUUAUUCCAUCUAAAACAGCGGGCCCUGGAUUAGUACGUUCUAUACUGAGAUCACCAGUUUUGCGAAGAAGAGUAUGCACAACUCCUGUUUGGUGGAUCACUGCCAUCUUCGUUUACUACGGACUGUCCAUCAACUCUACUGGCCUCUCGGACACCAUGCAUUUGAACUAUAUACUGACGUGUGCCAUCGAAAUUUCCGGAUUUUACACAGCAGUCCUUGUUUUGGACAGAAUUGGGAGAAAGGCUACGUUGUCAUCCUGUUAUUUAAUAUGUGCUAUAUGCAACAUCGCCUUUGUGUUUAUUCCUAAUGACAUGACCGCUACUCGUCUAAUAGUAUAUUUGCUGGGAAAGUUUACCAUCUCGACUGUAAUGACGUCUAUGUACUUAUAUACAUCGGAGUUGUACCCAACAGAAUACAGACAUACAUUGCUCGCCUUCUCUUCUAUGGUCGGUCGGGUAGGAUCGGUAGUAGCACCACUUACUCCUGUACUUAAGGAGUAUUGGCACGGGAUCCCGUCCUUCAUGUUCGCCAGCAUGGCCAUGCUGUCCGCGCUGCUGGUGUUCACUCAGCCGGAGACGCGCGGCCUGAAGAUGCCGGACUCCUUAGCUGAAGCUGAAGCCAUUGGGAGAUCAGCAUUCACUGUAAACAAGAAAGCUGUAAAAUGAUAAGAUGAAAUAUCUGAUUUGGCAUCUACCAACAUUGCAGUAACAGACAAAUACAAAUACGAAUUUGAGAAAUAAAAUUGAAGUGGCCAAAUUAGACUAUUACGACAAAAUUAUUUUUCAGUAGAGUUUAAAGAUUGUAAAAUAUUUACGUGUAGUUAUAAAUUAUUCAGAACCACACAAUGCUCGCGUGCAUACAAUUUGUCAACUAUUAUCUCUAAGCAAAAGUGUGUCACAAAUGAAAUCUACAAUACUUCAAAACUGUCAUACAAAUGAAGAUCUUGUAAAAGAUAUAUUCCAACAUUAAGAUAAGCAUCAUUUUAAAGACACACCUAGAGAUAAUUCAAAUAUCAAAGAGUGAUCUCAAAGAACAAUUAAUGAUAAUAUUUAAUAUUUCACUUUUUACAUUUGAGCCUAUUAUAUUAGAUACAAUAAAUGAAUAAUUAGGUUAUACUAAUUAAAUAAGUAUUAUCAGUUGUACAUUUUAAUAUAAGUCUAUUUUUUACUAUAAGUAAUAAAUUAUACAUAGCUUUAAUAUAUUAAAUGCAUGGACAAGAAAAGACUAUUUAAUGAAUUUUUUUACGACGAACGUAGUCACACACAAGAUACAGUCGAAUAAUAUAUGUCAAAAGUUACAACAAACUAGAAUAUUUUACAAUUUUACAUAAUUACGAUCCGAGAGCCGUGAUAGCCCAGUGGACAUGAAUCCAAUUCUGCAUCCAAUUCCAGAGAG
Molecule: messenger RNA, 3110 nt
Organism: Bicyclus anynana (squinting bush brown)
Lineage: Eukaryota; Metazoa; Arthropoda; Insecta; Lepidoptera; Nymphalidae
Product: solute carrier family 22 member 13-like
Exons: 8
Coding region: 674-2380 (568 amino acids)
Biological process (GO): transmembrane transport
Cellular component (GO): membrane
Molecular function (GO): transmembrane transporter activity
Source: RefSeq, a predicted model, not a curated record